Molecule: messenger RNA, 161 nt
Organism: Penicillium egyptiacum
Lineage: Eukaryota; Fungi; Ascomycota; Eurotiomycetes; Eurotiales; Aspergillaceae
Source: the annotation of a GenBank genome assembly
CGACCUCGGUAUCAGGACCGUGGGCGAGUGGAGUCUCGGUGCCGAUGAGGAAUUAAUUCACCCCCCGGCAGAGACCGAGAGUCCGCCAGGUCCAGAGCAACCGUGGGAGGCGCGGUCGACGGAGCCUCAGGUGGUUUUACCUCAGGUCCAGCAGCUCGCCU